Messenger RNA from Sodiomyces alkalinus F11, 1389 nucleotides. RefSeq lists its product as hypothetical. The transcript has 4 exons. NCBI's taxonomy places the organism in Eukaryota, Fungi, Ascomycota, Sordariomycetes, Glomerellales, Plectosphaerellaceae. Gene Ontology annotation, cellular component: intracellular membrane-bounded organelle; cytosol; membrane. The coding region runs from base 1 to 1389 and encodes 462 amino acids. Gene Ontology annotation, biological process: maintenance of cell polarity; exocytosis; endocytosis. Gene Ontology annotation, molecular function: sterol binding. The record is from RefSeq and is a predicted model, not a curated record.
AUGGCUUCCUCUACCGCGCCGCCAACCAUUGCCGACCCCCCUGAAGAGGCUCAGAGUGAUGGAUCCAAGCUGAGGACCUUCAUCGGCAUUCUCAAGAGAUUCAUAGGUGUCUCCGAUCUUGCUGCCGUUCGCUUCUCUCUCCCAUCCCAGCUCCUCGAGCCCACACCAAAUCUCGAGUAUUGGACCUAUCUCGAUGCCCCCAACGCCUUCGUCGCUAUCGGUACCUCGGACGAACCCCUCGAUCGCAUGCUCGAGGUCUGCCGCUUCUGGUUUACGAAAGACUUGAAAUACGUCAAGGGCAGGCCUUGCAAACCCUAUAACUCAUGCCUAGGCGAGUUUUUCAGGUGCAAUUGGGAGACCCACGACAAUGCCCCGAGAAUCGAUACCUCCCCUCUUAAGGCCGCCAACGGAACCCUCAGUGGCACAGCUAGCAGUGCGUCCAGUAUGAGGUCGGCGAAAGGCGACAAAAACGCUCCUGCCGUCUCCUUUACCGUGCCGAACCACACCGUCGCCACUCCGGCCGGUAAACCCAUCCGAGUAUCCUAUCUCACCGAGCAGACUUCGCAUCACCCACCCGUCAGCGCCUACGCCAUCUACUGUCCCGAACGCGGCCUCACCGCCAGAGGCUUCGACCAGAUUUCCGCCAAGUUUACUGGCACCAGUGUCCGCGUGCUCCCUGGCGAGCACAACCUGGGCAUCUUCAUUCACCUCGAAAAACGGGACAACGAGACUUACCAACUCACACAUCCUGCCGCUUCCCUAGGCGGAAUCUUCCGCGGCACCCUGAGCGUGAGCGUCAGUGACAUGACUUACAUCAGCUGCCCCAAGACGAAACUGAAGACGAUCCUGCACUAUAUCGAGGCUGGUUGGCUUGGGAGGUCCACCAACCGCGUUGAGGGCAUUAUCUUCCGAUACGACCCCGACAACGACGACAAGGUUAAUAUCAAGGAUGUGCCUGAGUCGGAUAUCGUGGCGCGUCUGAGUGGACCAUGGCGUGAGAAGAUUGAGUUUACCGUCGGGCCGAAGCCAUUCGAUUCCCACCCUCUCGAAGAGCGCAUCACCAUCAUUGACCUCGCACCUCUUGCCGUCGCUCCCAAGAUUCUCCCGCCGCCGGAGAAGCAGAAGGAGAACGAGUCGCUGACCCUGUGGUCCGGUGUCACGAACGCCAUCCAUGCCAAGCAGUUUGGCAAGGCUACCCAGGUCAAACAGGAGCUGGAGGAGCGCCAGCGCGAGUUGGCCCGUGAGCGUGAACGCACUGGGGAGGCGUUCCAGCCAGUCUUCUUCCGGCAGGUCGUGGGCAACGGCGGCCAGCCUGAGCUUACUGACAAGGGGCGCGAAGUGCUCGAGAGGGUCCAAAAAGAAGAUUGGAGCUUGGACGGCAUUCUGUGA